Molecule: messenger RNA, 5878 nt
Organism: Pocillopora meandrina
Lineage: Eukaryota; Metazoa; Cnidaria; Anthozoa; Scleractinia; Pocilloporidae
Source: the annotation of a GenBank genome assembly
AUGACACAGAGAAGUGGAUACAGGAAAAACUCCAGAGUCGAAAAUGAAGAAAAAUCCCAAGAAGCCGGCUAUCUGUCCGCUCUUCUCUAUCAAUGGAUGAACAGUAUCUUCAAGACAGGUGCUCAACGACCUUUAUAUCAGGAGGACUUUUUACCCUUGACGAAGGAUGACUCGGCCUUCUUCUUGACUAACAAACUUCAGGCAAUUUGGAACGAGGAGAGAGAUAAAAGCAAGAAAAAUGGAAAAAGACCUAAGCUUUGGAAAUGCUUAUUCAAGAUGCUCUCCGUUGACGAUCUCUUGGUUAUUGUGUUCGGGCAGGGCUUAUGUUCAACUUAUCUUCUACUUUAUCCAUUGUUUCUUGGAUAUCUUAUUUCCAGUUUAAUGUCACCUGAAACAGAAAAAAAUCCUCUUUACUAUAUCUGCGCAUUGGGUUUAUGUUUCAUUUCUUUGGUUGGAACUUUCGGUUUACAUCAUAAAGGUUACAGGUCUGAGCUGUUUGGGAUCCGAAUUAGCAGUGCCUUAAGAGGUUUGGUGUACCGUACGGUAAGUACACUCCGGCAAACAUUCUGUUCAAUUUCGUUUUCACUAUGACAACUUAGGUUAGUCACACGUAUCACACACACUUACCAACAGAGUAUUUACUAGCAUACACUAGAUUAAGAGGCUUAGCAAAUCCAGAGCUUGAAGAAAUUCAAGAGCAAAGAAGGGAGAGAGUUAUAUCUAUUGUUAUUAAAAUUUAGCAGAAAUGGCAUGUAGCUGUGGUGAUUGAUCACAAGACACAGAUAAUAAAGAAGAACUGAAGGAAAGAUGUGGUACGCUUUAUUAGCUUUCUCUCCUACCUAUGUCCAACACUAAUUUAUAUCAUAGACUUUUCCCUGUUGUCAGUAACAUUUUGGGUCAAUUGGAAGUAGCACAAAUGUAUUCAAAAAACCAUAUUUCGAAAGAAAAAACCUAAUAUUCGACAAUAUAAACUGAGCUUCGGUGCGUUGAUGUGAAAAACAUAAAAUUUUUGUAAACGCGGAGUAUUCCAAAAUUCAUUGAUACUAGGUGAAGGAAACUAAGUGACCUCAUUUUCCCCAAAACCACUAGCUUAGCUUGCCAGAGUCAUUUUCAGUUUAUUAAAAUGUUGGGUUUCUUUCUUUUCUUGCAGAGCCUUCUUCUAAGCAAAGAAACACUUCAAAAAUUUACGACAGGGCACGUCCUUGACCUGAUAUCUAAUGAUGUCAAAAGAAUGGAGAAUCAAACUUUCCCACAUUUUUUUGGAUUACCGUUCAAUGUCCUCGAAAUUGUGGUGGUAGUGCCUCUUCUUGGUUUCAUGAUUGGCUGGCAAGCCAUCGUGGCAGCCAUUUUCCUCCUCUUACUUGUUCCAUAUUUCGCUGAGUUAUCCUAUGCCAGCGCUGCAGUGCGUCUGCGUACAGCGGCUGUGUCCGAUCGACGCAUUUCGCUGAUGAGUCAGGUGGUUUCAGGGAUACGUGCCAUAAAAACGCAUGCGUGGGAGGAUAAAUUCCAAGAAAAAAUUCGUGACAUACGAAAGUAAGGGCACAGCACUGAAAAAAAAAAGCUUUUCCUUCGUUGAAUCUCUUAAACUAAGUUAAUGGUUGUACUAUCGAGAUUUUCAGCUUAUUUACGUGGUGACUGAAUUAGAGUACCAAGGUAUUGACAUAUUAGCCUUCUACAUUUUCUUUUGGAAAUGGGCUUAUUUUUUUUAAGGCGUCCUACGAAAAUUUUGAUCUCUGCGCCUUUAAUGUUACAGUGUGCAUCAAAAUUUUUGCCGGGUACUAAGGGGUCCCAAAGCCCAGACAUAAACUUUAAGCCCCUACUAACUUGGACUAACCAUUAUAUAAUUAUUAUUUUUAGGCGUGAAAUUAGCGCCAUUCAUCUGAAGAAUGCUCUUCAGGCAACUGUUGAUGGCUUGCUGUUCAGUGUACAGGCUAUGGCAACCUUGGUAUCAGUCCUCACUAUGAUGCUGACUGGUCAGACCAUCACACCUGUGAAUGUUUUUGUGCUCCUUUCUUAUGUCGGCAUUCUCAGGCGAAGUACUUGCAAUGAGAUGGCUAUUGGUUUCCUCUUAGCAAACGAUGCCUAUGUUUCUUUAGGCAGAAUCGAAGACUUUCUUCUUUUAGACCAACUGCCUGGAAAUUCCGAAGAUGAACAUGAAGAGGACAGAUAUGACCCCGAGAUUAACUCUGUCAAACGAAAAGAAAAUACGGACCUUGAUUUCUCUGCUGUUGAAAUAAAAGAUUUGGAAAAGCCAUCACCACUUUGUGUAUCAGACUUAACAUACAAAGGAACUGAUCGUGAACAUAAAUUCAUUCUCCAGGACAUCGAGUUCAUCACACCGUCAAAAAGUUUAACAGUUAUCACCGGGCCAGUGGGUAGUGGAAAGUCCACUCUUCUGUCAGUGAUCGCCGGAGAAAUCUCAGAAACAAGUGGAACGAUAACCAAUCGAGCAAAGAUCGUCUAUUUGCCACAGACCGCAUGGAUUUUUUCUGGAACUAUACGAGAAAAUAUUUUAUUUGGCCAGCCAUACGUAGAAACCAAGUACGCCUGCGUACUCGAGGCCUGCGCUCUCAGAAAAGACAUUCAGCGCUUUCCUGACGGUGACCUAACAGUUGUAGGAGAACGUGGCGAGGUACUGAGUGGAGGGCAGCAGGCGAGAGUGAGUUUAGCUCGUGCAGUUUACGCUGACGGAGAUCUUUAUCUAUUAGAUGAUCCGCUGAGUGCUGUUGACUCGAAAGUAGGACAACAUAUUUUUGACAAAUGCAUCAAAGAGCUGCUAAGGGACAAAACCCGUUUAUUGACUUCUCAUCAUGAACAACACAUGAAAGAUGCCGAUGAAGUGAUUGUGAUAUACAAAGGGCGCUUGCUGGGAAAGGGACGUUUCAAUGAGCUCCAAGAAAAAGGCAUUAUUAGUUCAACCAUCAACCCACUCCAUAAAACAUCCCUAAAUGACAAUAGUGACUUGAACGAGAGUCUUGGCUGGGAUAGUGAUUCAAGUUCGGUAAAUACUGGAAAGCGUGGAAGAAGAGCACCUCUUUUCAAUAAAGGAAAGUGUCUCCAAAUGUCCAAAGAAGAUCGUGCAGUUGGAGUGGUGACAUUCAAGCUCUACUGGGACUACUUUAGAAGUGGACUACAUCCCUUAGUUAUCAUUGUAGUGCUCUGUUUCUGUAUUAUCACGCAAGGUAAGUCGUGAUGAUAUUGAUCAAAUACCAAAAACUUUGUUAUUACGUGUUUGUUACCUCGUGGUGAUCGCAAUGGCCUGGGUUCCAUCUGUUAAAGGUAACUCAUUCUCUAACAUCCUUCUGUUUUGAAUCUAUUUUAGUUGUGGUAGCUGCUCCUGAUCUGUGGCUUCCUUUUCUCAUAAAGCAAACCCCAGAUGAGCAGAGAGAUGAAACGAAUCUGGCUAUCUAUGGAAUGCUGGUGGCUGCAUGCUUUAUAUUUGCCGUCGUUCGAGCAUACGGAUUCCUUAUGGUGUGUCUGAGAUGCGCUGAUCGUCUUCACGACAAAAUGGUUGUGGCAAUUUUACAAGCUCCAGUUCUGUUCUUUGAUUCAAAUCCCGCCGGAAGAAUCCUAAAUCGCUUUUCUAAUGACAUAGGCUGUGCGGACGAACUGUUACCCAAAACAUUUCUGUUGGCGGUGGAAAUUCUCUUGCUGAUGUGUGCUGCUGUAAUCAUACCAAUUGCGUCAAAUCCCUGGCUUCUGUUAGUUGCUAUUCCGCUGACCAUGUUAUUCGUGUACAUUUCGAAGUAUUACAUGAAGAGUGCCAGAGAACUGAAACGUUUGGAGUCAAUUUGCCGCAGCCCAGUCUUUUCUCAUUUCUCAGAGACAGUGAGAGGACUGAGCACAAUUCGGACAAGAGGAAGACAGAGUGAUUUUAUUGAUACAUUUUACAGGUAUUUGGUGACUGGGUUUUGUUGUAGGCAAUGUUGCUUGAAGGAGAGUCAGUGAAGAGAGUGCUAGUUAAAAAUUAGAAUUAAAUGCGAGAGGACGCCUUUGUGUUAAGGAAAGUUAAAGGAAAAAGGGAGAUUAAAAUUUUCUUUAUUGGAGUCCUUGCCGAACAUUCAGCUCUUUGCUCGGUCCUCUUUGCGAGCAAGCCUUGAUAUAAGAAAGAAGGAUAGAGCUAACGUCUUCAGAACAGGAUGCGUGAUGUUUUUUCCUAAAUCCCUCGUGGCUUGCUUUGUAAGCAGGCUAUUUCUUCUCUCCCAUUUACCCUGGCUUUAAAUUUAUCCCAUUUAUUAUUAUAACUAAUUAAUUAUUAAUUAAUAUAAUUAAUUAAUUAUUAUAAUUAAUUAAUUAUUAUAAUUAAUUAAUUAUUUAUUAUUUAUUAUUAUCCCAUUUACCCAUUUACUUGGACGUCUUCCUUUCUCAUUUCUGUUUACUGAAUAUGUAUUUGAAAGCCAAUUACCACUGGGAACACCACUUCGAUCUAAAGUUUGCUUACCCGAAUCACGUUCCAAAUUGACUCAGGCCUGCAGCUGAUCAGAACUGAGUGAAAUAUUCGUAUUGUCCUCCGCAGAUAUCAAGAUAUUCAUAACCAGUCAUAUAUUUUGGUGAAGGCGAGCGGCAGAUGGCUCGGUGUGCGCCUUGAUCUUAUGGCUACCUGUUUGGUUGGUGCAGCCACUGUAGCAGGCGCGUUGACAGCUCAAAAUGCCGGUAAACUAAACAAAUAUUAUUACUUUCUACACGUAGUUCUCGAUUAAUCAACUUGAAUUAUGUUUUCCCUGGGAUCAAUUAUUUCAUAUUUUCCACGAAUUACUCGAACUUUAAAUGCUUCUUUACUUCUUUUUCUUUACUUUCUUAACCUUUUUAACGACCAGUGAUCAAGAAAAAAUUUCUCUAUACAAGAUCAAUACAAUAUCAAGCAGACAAGUGAUGAGAAUAGAGACAAAUAUCAAUUAAGGAAUUAUUAGUUGAUCCGAUACCAAAUUCUCUGAACCAACAUUACAAGAAUUGUAUGGCAGACAGUAAGGAGAAUUACUAAUGAGAUCUUGGGAGUUAAAGGGUUAAUGUUUCCUUUAUAGCUUUUGCUGGGCUUUCCUUUGUUUACGCCAUUCAGUCGCUGACCUGGCUUCAAUACUGUGUCAGAACAACCUCUGAUGUGGAGAAUUAUAUGACCUCAGUUGAAAGAAUCAUCACCUACACCAGGCUUGACUCUGAGCCUGGAUACGAAGUGAAGCGACUCCCCUGGGAAGACUGGCCAAAUGAAGGGAGUAUCACAUUUAGAGAUGUAUCAUUGAUUUACUAUCCAGGGGGACCUCAAGUGCUAAAGAAUAUAAACUUAAGCAUCAAAGGGGGAGAAAAAAUCGGCGUUGCUGGCCGCACAGGUGCAGGAAAGUCAUCGUUUGUAGCAGCUCUUUUGCGCAUGCCUGAUGCUGAUGGAGAAAUCAUGAUUGAUAAUGUCCCAAUAAACGAGAUGAACAUCCAAGAGGCCCGGCGAUGCAUCUCUGUUCUUGGCCAAAAUCCUGUCCUUUUCAGUGGAUCGUUGAGAAGUAAUCUGGAUGUUUUGGAGUAUUAUCAAGACGCUGAUCUUUUGCAAGCUCUAGAGGAUGUGCAGCUGAAAGAUUUUGUAGAAAAUUUGAAAGGACAGUUGGAGCACGAGUUGAUGGAAAAUGGAGCAAAUGUCAGUGUUGGGGAGCGGCAGUUGAUUUGCUUGGCUCGUGUGUUGCUGCAGAAAAGCAGGAUCAUCAUAUUAGACGAACCUACUGCCCAUGUGGAUCCAGAAACGGAACAAACCAUCUGGAAAGUAGUGCGCGAUAAACUGAAGGACUUCACUGUCAUUACUAUAGCACACCGUUUGAACACCAUUAGAGACUGUGAAAAGAUUUUGGUUUUCAAAGAUGGAGAGGUUGAUGGAUUUGAUAAAUUUGAGUCGCUGUGA